AAUGCAUGAUAUCAAUCUUUCAUUGUUUUAAUUUUCCUAUUUGCCGUUAGAGGAUUAAAAUUCUGUAAUAAUGUCUUGUUAUUUUGCUUAUAGAUUAGCAACGCGCUGCAAUAUUGUUAACUUAUCCUUAAAUUCGAAAUAUAUAUUCAUAUGUAUGUUCAAAAUUGAUCCUUCUUCAAUUAGAACUGUUUUGUUACAACUUUGUCCCUUUAAAUUUUGGAACAGUACGAAAGCUAUUCUUGUUUAUAAAUAUUUGACCGUUGAGAUUAAAAGGACAUGUCAACGUAUAUUCAUAAAACUAAAGACGUUCUGUAUGCCUUAAUAUAUUCCCCUCACAUUUAUACAGCGAAAUGUUUUUUAACUCAGUUAAAUAUUUAAAUCUUUCAUAUUUUCUGUGUAUAUUUUUUGUUUCAUUCACUAAUUUAUCCUGCAACAAAAGCUAUUAACAUUACACACUAGGUGAACAGAUGGAGAUAUUAAUAUAGAUUAUUUUCAGAUCAUAUAAGACUCAAGGGCAGUGAAACCUUUUUAGAAAGAAAACAUUUCAUGCUAGCUUUAACAACUAACAAGGCAUGCAUGAAUUCCUGCAAAAAAGGCCAGCGAAAAACAAUGCAUAAUGAGGUUUGUUUGUAUUCUACACCUUGUUUUGCAUAGAGCAGGCACAUGAUAAAAUUGGUUGCUGAUCUUAUCAACUUUUCAGUCAACCUGCAUUUACUGUAAAAGCAUGGUGUAAUUUCCAUUGACUUAUACAUCUAAGAUCUAACCAUUCUGAAAUACAUUGGAAAUUACCAUUGAUCAUACAUGAACCAUACAUUGAUCAACUGUGAGUACGGCAUGCAUGAGUCAGUAUGACUAUAUGAACUACUGUUGCUAAUUUUUACCACUAAAAGUUUAUAUACAACAAUAGAUCAUUUAGCCCAUUUCCUGGCUUUAUAUAUUUUUUUCAACAAAUUUCUAAAAUAUUUUUUUCAACAAAUUUUAGUUGUGAGGAAAUACAAUAUGUUGCUACUGUAAAUAUUAUUGUCUCAGAGGUGUGAGUAUUUUUCCCAGCAGGUGGCCCAUGCUCCAAGAUACAAUAAUUAAGAUGAUUUCCAUCAAAUGUUUGAUUUAUUUUAGGUUGAACAUGAUCAGCCAACAGUAGCUGCUGUGAUGGCAAUUUUUUGUUGUAUUGAUCUCAUUGUUCCACUAUCACUGAAUCUGUGGAAAUGACUGAGUUUAUUUGAUAUACAACUGUUGGGUAGAAUUGGAUGCAAUUUGCUUACAUACAAGUGUCUCAGAAUGUAGUUUUUGUGAUACAAAUUUGAGCGCUGUUCUUGGCAAAAUUUGGUCUGUUUUAAAACUAAUUAAAUUUUCUGGGGACAAUGGGUACAGACAGAGUACCUCAAGUGAAACAUGGUCAUAUUGUAUUCGUUGGUAGCAAAGGAAGCGGCAAGACUAGUUUGUAUCAAUGUUUAAAAUCUCCCAAUCCACAAGUCAUUGAUGGUCCAAAUUGCUCAAUCUUAGUUGAAGAUUGGCGACCAUUUAGCAGUGAAAGUCCAGUUUCAGACGAGUGUCGCGAAUAUUUUAAUGGUAAUUUAUCGGAAAAAGACUUGGAUGCAAGCGUGACAGUUUGGGACAUCUGUGGGCAUGAGGCUUUAUGGACAACCCAACAACUAUGUAUACCUGAAACUGCCUUGUUUGUCUUGGUUUUUAACGUUCGUAACCCCAGGGAUGCGAGACUUUUGCCGCAAUGGGUUCAAAUGAUUCAAUCCAAGUCUUUAAAUGCAGAGGUAAUCAUUGCAGCCAGCAAUUGUGAGAUUUCCGAAGAUCCAGGUCAGAGAAUUACGGAUGAAGUGCAAAAAAUGGAAAAUGCUGUACUCGAUGAAAUUAACCAAGAAUUGACAAUUUUGAGGGAGCUUCAGUCAAAUAUCUGGGUGAAGAGUCGCAUUGAAAAGUUGGAAAGACUCGUGGAUAAUAGACCAAAUGUUUGUUCAACAGUGUUUCUUACGAGUGCCGUUACAGGCAAGGGAUUGUCAGAACUCCGACGCACGAUACUGAAUCAUUUCUUUAUCAAUGGGAAAUCUCAAGAUGUUCACAAUCUCAAUGAACAGGAAUUUAAUUUGAUUAAGAAGUUGCGACCGUUGCAUGAUGGGAAGGGCAUUGUAAUGUCUGGUCAAGAUUAUAAGACAAUGACGUCAGAACUUGGUUUCCAGGACGAAGAGAAAUUAGAGUCCGUGACCCAGCGCCUGGUGCAGAAAGGUGUGCUGGCCCGUGUCAACAUUGCAGGGACGUUUGGGGAGAUAGAAAACAAAAUAAUCAUUACAGAUCCAUGCUGUUUCGCUAACGCAUGUGCGAUGAUUCACAGAGAUGAGAACCCGCAAGAUUUCGUUAAUAAACUCCAGAAAUCCAACUUAGUUCAGAGAUUUUGGCCAACUUCUACCAGAGCUAAUGACUGGACGUUGCGUUCAGCCAUUGAUGAUGUUGUUAGCAGAGGAAUGAUCAGAGAAUCUUUCCUACCACUUUGUUGGCAGAUUUGGAACAUGAACGAAGAAGAUGUUAAACAACUUCUUCCAGCCAUGUUGCAACUUGGUGUCUUGGUGGAUGGAGCGCCAAAAGCUGGCUAUGAAAUUGAACUGGCUCUAUCAUACUUCAAAAAUCUUUCUGUAACCAAGCGAUACCAUCUACCCCUGCUACUGAAGUUGCCCGCCAAACCGCCCUCUGAAAAAUGGCCAAACUCAGCCCCAAGCUCGUCUGUUGAAGUGAAUUGGCAGUACCAAUUUCAACAUGGUUUUUGCGACGAUAUGAUAUUUUGUAUUCUCGCAGCCAUCAAGAACUCUAAACUGCCGAAAACUGUAAUUGCCUUUUGGCAAACUGGCUUGGUUCUUAGGCAUGGAGAGGUCGAAAUUAUGAUAGCAUCAAAACCUCGUGUAUUUCAUUUCACGGCUCGUUGUAAAAUAACAAACAGCAACAAGCAAGCAUUGAAUAUGACGUGGGCGAGUUUGUCAGGAUUUAUCAAUAUUACAGAAUGUUAUUUAUCCAAUUUCCCUGGUUUGUAUUACCAAUUUGGUAGUUCAUCAGUCGUGAAUAGUUCAUCAAGAAGCAUCCACCACUUACUCUCAGAAUAUUGCUCGACUGAAAAAUCUAGUGAAAACCUGUGGCUUAUUCCUCCAGUCGAUUUUCAAAAGAAAGAAGAAUCAACGAUUCCUUUGAAUUUACGGACUUGGGUACAACGAUUAUCAGAUCAAUCCAGUAUUUGUAUUAUCCACGACGAAAGUCACGCAGAGGAAGCAGAAGUUCUGAGAACAAACCUAGAGGAAGCUGGUUUGAAUGUACUUCUUCAGCCAUGUUUAAAACUGGCGUCUUCAGAUAUGGAGCAUAUCUUGCAGCGGUGUUCUGUCGUCAUAGUGCUCCUAACAAAAUUAUACAUAGAAGAUCCACAAUUUCAAGAAAAUAUUCAAGUCAUCGAAAGUCUAAAUAGACCUGUUAUUGGGGCCUAUAUUGAAGCGGAUUUGAAUUGCUCCUUACUUCACACUACAAACUUAAGUUCGGGAUCAGGCAUUGGUAGUGCCCAUAUAUUUAACCUCCGAAGAACUUCAGAGACUUAUACGUGAGUGUCGUGAUCUUAUUUUCGGGACUGGAGAUAUAGAACCUCCUUCUGAGUGCACCGGAGACCCGGUACUUGUAACUGACGGAGUUGUUGAUUCGACUUCAGUGAGCGAUAAGUCACCUUGGUCAGAGAUACCACAUUCGCCCGCGAUGGACAGUGAUCAGCAACUGGAUGAACUUAAGAAAAAACACAACGUGAAGUUUGAAACCGAUCACAUGUCUGAUCAAGUGACUACAGAGGACCCUCAGAUCAAACCGUUAGCAGCUUGUACUGUUGCGGCUGCAAUGGUCGGGGCAGCGGCUGAACAUUUAAAUUUAAACAGAAAGGCAAGUUCUGCAGGUAUGCGGGCUGCAAAUGCGACGGCAAAAGUGGCGCGGGCGGUUGCCCAUGGUGAUGCUGAUGCUGCAACAGAUGCUCUAAAUGACGUAGUUAAAAUCGUCGAUGGUCUCUCGAAUGCACUCAAACAAAAAGAUAAUGGGCACGAGUCGGCUAGGUCUGCGAAAAGCAAAACAUGUGUUGUUUUGUGAAAUAUCUAAGUAAAAUACUGUACACAAUGCGAUAUUAUUUAAGAUCAGGGUUUUAUUUGUAUAUACAUAACUAUAUGGUUUUAGAGAACACCUGCGAUGACUUUUUAAUUAGUAGGAAAAGCGCAGUUGUUGAGCGUUUGAACAAUGGCAAAGGUGCAAUUGUGUUUAUUAUUAGUGAAUUGUUAUAAAAACUGUGGUGGCAACCUCGUACCAGGACAUGGAGGUUGUAAGAGAGGUUGUUGUGGUCCAGGGGCGUAGGAACUGCGGGCCGUGUAACGCUGCGCCUUAUAAUUCAAACUUUCAACAUUUUGAAAUUCAAACUGAGUAUUUGAAAUUGUGUAUAGGCUGUAGUACCACAUACACUUGGUACGUGCUCUGAAAACAACCAUUUCCGAGGAUGUAGAGAUUAAAUUUGAUUCCAUAGUGGGCGCCCCCCCCCCCUCUCGGUAAUCAGUCCUACACAUCCUACGCCCCUGUUUCGUUCCUGUAGCGACAGAAAUCUCGGUGUGAUGGGUCUCACACAUACUACCGUGAAAUCCUAUCAUUCCUCCACUCUUUAUUGUUCAUAAUGCUAUUGUAGAUAACAAAUAUAAUACUAAG
Molecule: messenger RNA, 4713 nt
Organism: Dendronephthya gigantea
Lineage: Eukaryota; Metazoa; Cnidaria; Anthozoa; Malacalcyonacea; Nephtheidae
Exons: 13
Coding region: 1362-3590 (742 amino acids)
Source: RefSeq, a predicted model, not a curated record